ACCCAUUAAAACUCUCAGGCUGAGAAUCCAUCAGGCCCUAGGCUCAGCCUGGCCCCCUCCACAUGGCAAUGGAGGCUCUGUGAUCAAGGAAAGUACAACUGAGACAGUAACAGGCCUCUCUGCUCUGCGGAGGAAGGAGGGAGGGUUAUUCUGACCAGGGAAAAACGGAAAUGCUCUCCUCCCCCAAUCCCAGGAUACUGGGGACACGGGUUGGGGCCCUUCCACGUUUGCAGGUGACUGCCAGCAGGCAAGAGAGCACUCCGCUCCCUGGGUCCAGCAAAGGCUACUGUCCCCUGGCAUCAAGGCUUCCCUGGGUGGGUCCCCUCAGGGUGCAGGGAGAGCCAGGCGCCCUCACACAGUCUGCCUCCACCCCAAGGCCAACACAAGUUGGGUCUUUUUGCUGCUGGGCCAACUCCACAAUGCUCCAGGCUACGAUGGGCGAUGGGCAUGGAGCCAGCCCAGCAGAUGGUGCCUGGGUGGUCCCGGUGGGCUCCCUGCGAGCCUCACUGAGAACCACGCAGCCCAAAUAUUUAGCUCACGACUUGCAUGCGCCCACGAGUGGCCACCACUAGAACUUUAUUUCAUUCAACGUACGUGCGCUUCGAACUCCAUGCCACCUCACCCUUUGCUGCUCCGCUGUGGCCUCCCAGGGCAUCCCCAGAGCACACCACUGUCCUGAGGGAAGGCGUGCGCCGGUGCUUGCAGCUGCAGUGCGAGCAGACAGUGCGGAUCCUGCACGCCAAGGUGGCCCAGAAAUCAUACGGAAAUGAGAAGCGGUUCUUCUGCCCCCCGCCCUGUGUGUACCUCGCGGGUCCUGGCUGGAGGGUGAAGCCAGUGCCGGGCCAAGCCCACCCAGCAGGGGAACCGGGGCCCACUGUCUGCGGUUACAUGGGACUGGACGGCGCAUCCGGCAGCGCCGCCGAGACGCAGAAGUUAAAUUUCGAGGAGCAGCCCGACUCCAGGGAAUUCGGUUGCGCCAAGACCCUGUACAUCUCCGACGCAGACAAGAGGAAGCACUUCCGGCUGGUGCUGCGGCUGGUGCUCCGAGGGGGCCGCGAGCUGGGCACCUUCCACAGCCGCCUCAUCAAGGUCAUCUCAAAGCCCUCACAGAAGAAGCAGUCGCUGAAAAACACCGACCUGUGCAUAUCCUCGGGCUCCAAGGUCUCCCUCUUCAACCGCCUGCGCUCCCAGACGGUCUCCACGCGCUACCUCUCCGUGGAGGACGGGGCCUUCGUGGCCAGUGCGCGCCAGUGGGCUGCCUUCACCCUCCACCUGGCUGAUGACCAGUCCUCCCAGGGGGACUUCCCACCUCGAGAGGGCUAUGUCCGCUAUGGCUCCCUGGUGCAGCUGGUCUGCACGGUCACGGGCAUCACCCUACCUCCAAUGAUCAUCCGCAAAGUAGCCAAACAGUGUGCACUCCUCGACGUGGACGAGCCCAUCUCCCAGCUGCACAAGUGUGCACUCCAGUUUCCUGGGGGCCCUCCUGGAGGCGGCGGCACCUACCUGUGUCUCGCCACAGAGAAGGUGGUGCAGUUCCAGGCCUCCCCCUGCCCCAAGGAGGCGAAUAGGGCGUUGCUCAACGACAGCUCUUGCUGGACCAUCAUAGGCACCGAGUCGGUGGAAUUCUCCUUCAGCACCAGCCUGGCGUGCACCCGGGAGCCGGUCACCCCGGUGCCACUCAUCAGCACCCUCGAGCUGAGUGGUGGGGGUGACGUGGCCACGCUGGAGCUCCACGGUGAGAACUUCCACGCGGGGCUCAAGGUGUGGUUCGGGGACGUGGAGGCCGAGACCAUGUACAGGAGCCCGCGGUCCCUGGUGUGCGUGGUGCCGGUGGUGGCCGCCUUCGGCAGCGACUGGCGCUGGCUGCGCACACCCAUCACGGUGGCGGUGAGCCUGGUGCGCGAGCUGGAGAGCAUUCACCGCGAGUUCACGCGCACCAACUUCCACCUCUUCAUCCAGACCUAG
Messenger RNA from Myotis davidii, 1965 nucleotides. It is a transcript of the gene RBPJL, whose product is annotated as recombination signal binding protein for immunoglobulin kappa J region-like. Gene Ontology annotation, molecular function: DNA-binding transcription activator activity, RNA polymerase II-specific; RNA polymerase II cis-regulatory region sequence-specific DNA binding. Gene Ontology annotation, cellular component: nucleus. The coding region runs from base 547 to 1965 and encodes 472 amino acids. The record is from RefSeq and is a predicted model, not a curated record. Gene Ontology annotation, biological process: regulation of transcription by RNA polymerase II. The transcript is spliced from 10 exons. NCBI's taxonomy places the organism in Eukaryota, Metazoa, Chordata, Mammalia, Chiroptera, Vespertilionidae.